Symbiodinium sp. CCMP2592 is the source of this 554-nucleotide messenger RNA. Lineage: Eukaryota; Dinophyceae; Suessiales; Symbiodiniaceae. The record is from the annotation of a GenBank genome assembly.
GUUCGGAUGGCAAGUACCGUAGCGUUGCCAUUGCCAUGGCCCUCGCCUUCGCCUUCAACAGCUACCUCUUCACGCCCUCGUACGACGACUUGUCGGAUGAUCCUGUGCGCUGGCACAUCAACGACUACAACAAGGAUGUGAGGGAGUGGAUUGUCAGGGGGCUGAGCCUGAAACAGGCGGAGCUCAUCACGCACUUCAAGCUGGUUCCUCCCGGCCCGCCUAGCCCGCCUCCGCCGGAGGCUGCACCCGAACCCGAAGCAGCGGAACCGGCGGAGGAACCUAGGCCUGAGCCCGAGUUUGCGUCUUCGUCUUGGUCGAGCCCUUAUAUCCCUGGCUCUGGCAAUCGGGGCGCUGGCGAGGACGCUGAAAUGGCGAAGGUCUGUGGCGACGUCUUCGAGAAGGCACCCAGUCUCUUCAGAGUCCUUCGCGAGCUCAAGGUAGACGAUGCGGCCUGGUUGAACUUCGCGGCCCUGAUCGGUUCAGGGCCCGAAGGCCUACAACAUGGCUUGGCCUUCGUGAAGCUUGGUUCCUGUCUAGAACGAACUACGAACUAG